Abrus precatorius (Indian licorice) is the source of this 1836-nucleotide messenger RNA. Its product is annotated as microfibrillar-associated protein 1-like. The record is from RefSeq and is a predicted model, not a curated record. Gene Ontology annotation, cellular component: U2-type spliceosomal complex. The transcript has 3 exons. The coding region runs from base 163 to 1467 and encodes 434 amino acids. Gene Ontology annotation, biological process: mRNA splicing, via spliceosome. Gene Ontology annotation, molecular function: RNA binding. NCBI's taxonomy places the organism in Eukaryota, Viridiplantae, Streptophyta, Magnoliopsida, Fabales, Fabaceae.
AAAUACAAAUUUGUUUACAUCAAUUUCAUAGCAGAACCACAGAACAAGCACGCGCUGCCUGGAACGGGAGAGAGGGAGGGUUCCGGUUGCCGUAACUGGUUUGGAGGAGGAAUAAAACCAAAACUAGUUCUUUUUCUGGUGGGGUUCAAUUGAGGAAGAACAAUGUCGGUGACAGCAGGGGUUAGUGAUACAGUAAUAGCGAUUAGGGAUAAACUCAGAGGUAAAAUUGGGCAAACAAAAGUUAAGCGUUAUUGGCCAGGUAAAGUUCCUGAAUGGGCCGAUGAUGAGAACGAAGAACUUGCCGACAUUAGACCCUCCAGGGAAGCUGCUUUGGAGAAAGUGUUUCCUCGUCAUGAAGAAGAUACUGCUAUUGUUAGAAAGGAUGAUCGUAGGCUCCGCCGUUUGGCUGAGAGCCGAAUCGAUAACCGUGAGGAAGUCCGAGCCGAUCAUCGUCGCAUUCGGCAGGCUGAGAUUGUUUCCACCAUUGAAGAGGAGGCCAGGAGGCAGGAAUGGUUGGAGAUAGAGGAAGAAGAUGAGAAUGCUUUGGCAGAAAGAAGAAGACUUAUUAAAGAGAAGUUGCUCCAAAGGGAGCAGGAAGAGGCACUUCCUCAGGAAGAGGAGGAGGAGGAGGAAGAAGAAGAGGAAGAGGAGGAAUCUGAGUAUGAGACUGACUCUGAUGAGGAAUACACGGGGGUAGCUAUGGUGAAGCCUGUGUUUGUUCCCAAGUCUGAGAGAGAUACUAUUGCUGAGCGCGAGCGUCUUGAAGCUGAGGAGCGGGCCCUUGAGGAAGCAAGGAAAAGGCGAUUGGAGGAAAGGAGGAUUGAAACAAAGCAGAUUGUUGUUGAGGAGAUCCGGAAGGAUGAAGAAAUCCAGAAAAACUUGGAGUUGGAGGCGAACAUUGCUGAUGUGGAUACUGAUGAUGAAGUCAACGAGGCAGAAGAAUAUGAAGCUUGGAAAGUGAGAGAGAUUGGGAGGAUCAAGAGGGAUAGGGAGGAUCGGGAGGCAAUGUUGAAGGAAAAGGAAGAGAUUGAGAAGGUGAGAAACAUGACAGAGGAGGAGAGGAGAGAGUGGGAAAGGAAGAAUCCCAAACCAGCUCCACCACCAAAGCAGAAAUGGAAAUUUAUGCAGAAAUAUUAUCACAAGGGUGCUUUCUUUCAAUCUGAAUCUGAUGACCGAGCUGCUACUUUUGGAUCUGAUGGUAUUUACACACGUGAUUUCUCUGCCCCAACUGGUGAGGAUAAAAUGGAUAAGACAAUAUUACCCAAGGUUAUGCAAGUCAAGCACUUUGGUCGUAGUGGAAGAACUAAGUGGACCCAUCUUGUCAAUGAAGACACUACUGAUUGGAACAACCCAUGGACUUACAAUGAUCCUCUUCGUGCAAAGUAUAAUGACAAAAUGGCAGCAAUGAAUGCGCCUAUAACCAAACCUAAAGGAAGCAGAAAAUUGAAAGAUUGGGAAUCUCGAUGAAUUUGAAGUUGCAGUUGCAUGGAGACUUUGUCCUCUCAAUUUUAGACUACGGAUAAAUACCAGAUUCGAUAUGUAAUUAUCCUAUAUAUGCUUGUGUUCUCUCUCAAACAGAACGUAAAGUAGUUCAUCAUGACUCAAGCAUGUAUGUUAAGGAUCAUGAAGACAGUUCUUGCAGAUUGUGAUAGGAAUUCAUGACUAAUUUAUCCGAAUAUAGUUCCCCCGUUAAUGAAUCAUAUCUGAUUACGAGUCCUAAUAUCUUUAAGCGCUUAGGCUAUGACUCCCUGUCUUUGGCUUGUCAUAAUUUACUGUGUUACUGGCUGGCUUAUGAAGAAUUUAUCGAGUUUGCUGCCUAUAUUGAUGCUUCGGGAG